AUGAUAAAUGUCAACGGCGUUAAGAAAAGAGGCGGACAUAGGAAGUCCACCAAUGGAUGUUCCGCUUGCAAAACUAGACAUAUCAAGUGUGACGAGACGGGACCGCCAUGCGCCAACUGUACCAUCCGCAGGGGCUCCGUCUGCAUCUACGCAGCCAAACAGGGCACAUCUUCCAGCAUGACAUCCGCCGCAGCUGAACGGAGCAGACCGAACCGCCGCUCCGCCGAUCAACUCACCCAAAAUGUACAAACACAGCAGCAGCACAACAGCCCAGCGGCCGCUCCGCUCCACCCGGGCCCGACCCUAGCCCCUCCGUCCUGCUUCUCCAGCAGCAGCAGCAGCAGCAGCAGCAUCGGCGCCGCGUCCGCCACGCCGGCCCGGCGCGAACUGGAGCUCGAGCUCGUGCACCGCUGGAGCGUGCGCACGUGGCGUGGCCUGCAGAUGAUACCGGCGUGCAGCGGAUUCCUGCGCGUCGUGCUGCCGCGCGACAUGCUGCGCCACGACUUCCUGCUCAGCGCCACCCUCGCCCUCGCCGCUGCCGAUCUGGCCGUCAGCAGCAGCAGCAGCAGCAGUAGUAGUAGUAGUAGUUGGGGGAGGAGGAGCGGGUCCCGCGUCUAUGCCGAUGCCGCCGCUGCCUAUGUCGCGUUGGCCGGGUGGCAGUUCCGCCGAGCGGUCGAGGAGCUCGGGAACCGGCGGCGACGGCGGCGGCGGGGGCGGGGGUUGAGCGGGGGCGGUCUGGACAAGGAGAACCUGUACAUCUUUGCGCAGUUUGGGGACAUGAUGGGGUAUUACUACAUGGCCAUGCCCGGGUCCGAGGUCACGUCGUGCGGACCGCUGACCACUGGAGUAGUCGGCAGUGGCGGUGGCGGUGGCAGCGAGGACGUGGUCGUCGUGACUGCCACACGCACAUCGGCGCCCGCCGGACCAUCCGUCAUUUCGCGCGUGCACAUGGCGAUGCAGAUGUUCACAGGCUCGACGAAGACGGCGUCACUCAACUGGGCGUGGUACCUGGACAGCCCGACGUCGGCGCGGCAGGCGUACGAGGACUACAGCCCGCGGCUCGAGGCGAUGCGGCUGGUGGACGCCGAGACGCUGGCGGCCAUCAACCUCAUGUCGAGCGUCGCGGGCGCCGUGCAAGUCGAGGUGGCCGACGGCCUGUCGGUGCCCUACGACAACGUCCGGUCCUACUGCUUCGCCAUCGGGCAGACGAAGUACGAGUUUGCAGAGCAGCUGCUGCAGCGCAUGUCCGGGAGCUUCCUCAGCGUCCCGGGGGUGUCGGGGACGUUCGACAGCGGGUUCCUGGACGGCAUCGCGUCGCGCGAGCCCGUGGCGUUGUUUGUGCUCAUGUUUUGGGGCGUUGCCGUAUGGAGGGCGCGUGCAGAUGGCUUGUGGUGGAUCGGGACCACAGGGAGGGAGCUUGUCGAUGAGAUAUGUCGAGUGCUGGUGGGAGGCGGCAUAUGGGGGCUUGAGGAUGUCAGGAAGGGGGUGAAGUGGUGUAGGAGGGAGGUUGGUCUGGUGGAACUGUAUCUGGAAGAGGAGGAGGAGGAAGGAGGGGGGGAGGGGCUCCGUAGGUGGCGAUGA
This is a messenger RNA of Pyricularia pennisetigena, 1581 nucleotides long. RefSeq lists its product as uncharacterized. The record is from RefSeq and is a predicted model, not a curated record. Bases 1 to 1581 code for a protein of 526 amino acids. The transcript has 2 exons. Gene Ontology annotation, biological process: regulation of transcription by RNA polymerase II. Gene Ontology annotation, molecular function: zinc ion binding; DNA-binding transcription activator activity, RNA polymerase II-specific. NCBI's taxonomy places the organism in Eukaryota, Fungi, Ascomycota, Sordariomycetes, Magnaporthales, Pyriculariaceae.